Messenger RNA from Arabis nemorensis, 780 nucleotides. The record is from the annotation of a GenBank genome assembly. NCBI's taxonomy places the organism in Eukaryota, Viridiplantae, Streptophyta, Magnoliopsida, Brassicales, Brassicaceae.
AUGGGGCGUAGUAAUCGUAUUUCAUCCAACGGAUCUCCAACCCGUCCAGAUGAAUUGAAAUGCAAUGUGGAUGUGAAGUCCGAACCUUUGGCACCUAUCUUCAUCAAAAUCGAAAAAGGAAUGGAUGUAAUCCAUGUCCUACAUGCUUAUGCAUUGAAAUUGAAACUAGGAUUACUCAUACUUUCUGCGUUGGGAUUUGUGCGUAAAGUUAUUUUACCUAUGGGUUCUAAGAAAACUUAUGAUGAGGGCGUCUACCAAAUAAUGUCGUUAUCGGGUAGAAUUAUACCUCUUAAAACGGGAGAAAUUGAUGGGGAGAUAAACCUUGUUAUGUCUGAUGCUCAUGGUGCAACGGUUGGAGGAAUAGUGCAAAAUCUUGUUGCUGAAACCACUGUUGAGGUGAUUGUAUGCCCAUCCUAUUAUGAUCCGUCUAGGUCUCAUCCAUUUUAUUUCCAUCCUCCAUUGAUAUUUGGCAAUCCCUUUUUGCCAAGUUCUAUUGAUCAAUGCGCUAGCAAUCAAAGUUCUAGCGAACGAACUUCUAGUCAGACAAGCUCAAUCAAACCAACCUCUAACCAUCCAAGCUCUAACGAACCAAGCUCCAGUGAGUCAAGCUCUAUGGAUGCAAGUUCUAUCCAUGCAAGCUCUAUCGAUGCAAGUUCUAUCCAUGCAAGCUCUAUCGAUGUAAGCUCUACCGAUUCAGACUCUAGUGAUCCAAACUCUAGCGAUCGAAACUCUAGCGAUUCAAACUCAAGUGAUUCAAUGUCAAGGGAUCCAAGUCUUUGA